AUGUCCAUGCGUAUUACCCGCAAACGAGCGCGGCACGACAACGACGACGACGCCCAAGAUGGUGCAGAAGGGUCGCAAGCACUGCAAGCCGACGGAGAAUGCCCCAGAAAACGAGACGACGAUUUCUGGUACGACGACGGGAGCAUUAUCCUAGUGGCCCGCGACGUCGAGUUCCGCAUAUACAAGGGACUUCUCGCCGACCACUCCCCAGUAUUCAAGGACAUGUUCUCCUUUCCUCAACCUCCUAAUACAACACAUGACGGCACAAAUCCCGCCAGCGACCCUUGCCCCAUCGUUCACCUCCCCGACUCUCCGGAAGAUCUCAGGCACAUCCUACGGGUCUGCAUGCCUAAAAGCGGCUCCAGCCCGUUCAAACCAGCGAGCAACCUUUCCUAUCACGCGGUCUCCGCAAUCAUCCGCCUCGGCCACAAAUACCAGAUGACCGACCUCGUCAAAGACGCGGUGGACUACCUGAAGCGAUGGUACACGUCCGUUUUCGACGAAUGGGCCGCGGGUCGUCUAUACGCUCCAGACGCGCCCUUCGAGCACGUCCACGCGAUCGGCGUCGUCAACCUCGCCCGUCUCGUCGACGAGCCCCUCCUCCUCCCCUCCGCGCUCCUCAUGUGCUGCUCGCUCGACGAGGACAUCAUCAAGGGCUUCGCGCGCGAGGACGGCACGCGAGAGACGCUGUGCCCAGACGACCUCGGUCUGUGCUUCGCGGCGCGCAAAGUGUUCGCCGGGAACAUGCUCGUCAUCCUGGCCAGCGUCUUCGAAGCGUACGUCUCGGGCGGCUGCACGGAUCCGCAGAGGUGCCGUAACGCUCUGCAGAAGAUGCUACUCGACGGGCUACGAAUCCCCGGGGCGAUCCCGAAGAUCGUACAUCCGGACGUUUUGCGCUCAUUCGUGCAUUUCCUCGGGCCCUGCGCAGUCUGUGCGAGCUGUCAGGAAAUGGUGAGGGAGCGUGAUGUGGAUGUACGGAAGAGGGCAUGGCAAUCUUUGCCCAAGAUCUUCAAGCUGGAGUUCGGCGAUGGAGAGUGGCCUGGGAAGUCGAUCUAG
Trametes versicolor FP-101664 SS1 is the source of this 1056-nucleotide messenger RNA. RefSeq lists its product as uncharacterized. Gene Ontology annotation, molecular function: protein binding. Bases 1 to 1056 code for a protein of 351 amino acids. The record is from RefSeq and is a predicted model, not a curated record. The transcript is spliced from 2 exons. NCBI's taxonomy places the organism in Eukaryota, Fungi, Basidiomycota, Agaricomycetes, Polyporales, Polyporaceae.